AUGGAAGUUGCCAUUAAAAUGGAAUUAGCAUCCACAAAGCACCCUUAAUUAUUUUUUGAAGUAAAAUUAUACUAAUACCUAUAAAGCGAUAAUACAAUAAUUGAUAAAGGAAUUCCUAUAGUAUAUUAUGCUGCUACUGAGGGAGAUUAUAAUGUCAUGGUAAUGGAUUUAUUAGGUCCUUCUUUAGAGAAAUUAUUUGAUAUCUGCAAUAGGAAAUUUUCAGUUAAGACAGUUUUAAUGAUUGCAGAUUAAGUCAUUUAGAGAGUCUCAUAUAUACAUAGUAAACAUUUUUUACAUAGAGAUAUUAAACCUGAUAAUUUCUUGAUUGGAACUGGAAAAACUGCCCAUAAAAUUUUUAUUGUGGACUUCGGAUUAGCCAAAAGAUAUAUUAAAAAAGAUGGAAAACAUAUCGAAUAUAAAGAAGGAAAGUCGUUAACUGGGACUGCUAGAUAUGCUUCUAUUAAUACUCAUUUGGGAGUCGAAUAAGGUAGAAGGGAUGAUUUAGAGAGUAUUGGGUAUAUGUUUAUGUAUUUCUUAAAAGGUGUUUUACCUUGGUAAAACUAAAAAACUAAUAAUAAAAAAGAUAAAUACGAAAAAAUAAUGGAAAAGAAAUUAUAAACUCCAGUAGAAGUACUUUGUAAAGGAUUUCCAUAAGAAUUUGGGACUUAUUUAAGUUAUACUAAGAAUUUGAGAUUUGAUGAAAAACCAGACUAUGAGUAUUUAAGAAAACUGUUUAAAGAUUUAUUUAAGAAUUUAGGAUAUGAAUUAGACUAUAUUUAUGAUUGGAAUAUGAUUGUGGAUGAAAAAAAAGGGUAGAAAUGA
Messenger RNA from Ichthyophthirius multifiliis, 822 nucleotides. RefSeq lists its product as hypothetical. The record is from RefSeq and is a predicted model, not a curated record. Lineage: Eukaryota; Ciliophora; Oligohymenophorea; Hymenostomatida. The transcript is spliced from 2 exons. Gene Ontology annotation, biological process: peptidyl-serine phosphorylation; signal transduction; endocytosis. Gene Ontology annotation, cellular component: nucleus; cytoplasm. Gene Ontology annotation, molecular function: ATP binding; protein serine/threonine kinase activity.